Messenger RNA from Cannabis sativa, 1300 nucleotides. RefSeq names its product peptidyl-prolyl cis-trans isomerase FKBP19, chloroplastic. Gene Ontology annotation, cellular component: chloroplast; thylakoid. Lineage: Eukaryota; Viridiplantae; Streptophyta; Magnoliopsida; Rosales; Cannabaceae. Bases 175 to 990 code for a protein of 271 amino acids. The record is from RefSeq and is a predicted model, not a curated record. The transcript has 11 exons. Gene Ontology annotation, molecular function: peptidyl-prolyl cis-trans isomerase activity.
AAUAAUAAUAAUAAUAAAAAAAUAACAUUUCAUGUUCUUGUAGUUUCUGUUUUCCGGUACCUUCUUCCCUCAUCUUCAUCCUCUUACCUCUGAGAACACUUCAAGCUUAAGCAGCUGCUACACUCACAAUCUUGCUGUUGUUCAUCAUAUCUGGUAGACAGAACAAGUACUCUGAUGGCUUCAAUUUCAGCCUUUGCUCUUGGAUGUGUACCACCACACCACACACUAUCCCUUCCAUGUCCAAAACCAAAACUAAUUCUUGGGAUUCAAACUCAAACUCAAACCCAAGCUCAUACUCAGAGAUGUCAAGCUGUUGGAGAUGGACAACUUGACUUAUCUUCACAUCCACCAUCUGAUGCAAGUACAGGAAUCAAUGUAAGACUCAAUCAUGACAGCAGAAGAAGAAACAUUGUCAUUUCAUCACUGGGUUUUCUAGUUGCAUCACUAUGGGACUUUUCCACCACUCUUGGACCUGCUGCUGCAGCCCAAUUCACUGACAUGCCAGCAUUAAGAGGGAAGGACUAUGGGAAAACGAAAAUGAACUAUCCGGAUUAUACUCAAACAGAAUCAGGUCUUCAGUAUAAGGAUUUGCGAGUUGGAGAAGGCCCUACUCCUAAGAUGGGAGACACUGUUGUGGUUGACUGGGAUGGUUACACAAUAGGAUACUAUGGCCGUAUAUUUGAAGCUCGAAAUAAGACUAAAGGCGGUUCAUUUGAGGGUGAUGACAAGGAUUUUUUCAAGUUUCGAAUAGGAUCUCAAGAGGUAAUACCAGCUUUCGAGGAGGCAAUAACAGGCAUGACUAUCGGAAGCAUUAGAAGGAUUAUAGUGCCCCCGGAGUUGGGAUACCCUGACAACGAUUACAACAAGAGCGGCCCCAGACCAACAACAUUUUCGGGCCAAAGAGCCUUGGAUUUUGUAUUAAGGAACCAAGGACUGAUAGACAAGACUCUUUUGUUUGAUAUUGAGCUACUCAAGAUCAUACCAAACUGAAAUUCUUCUCUCCAAAUUCAUCAGAGUCAACUAUUGCAGUAACACAUUUUGUUCUAUAAAAGAAGUUUCAAGCUCUGCAACUUUUAGCUGAGAUGGUGAGAAAGCUGAAGGUUCAGUUGACACCAUUAAUACUAGAUUGAAAAUAUUUAUGAUUCUUUUCUUUUCUUUUUCCCCUUCAUAUUACCCAACAAUAAUAUAUGAUGUAAAUUUUGUUCAAUUGAACAAGUAUUGAUAUAUAUUCCAUAUAUAUAUUGUUUUAUAGUUUAUAGAAUCCAUUAUGAGUAGAAGUACAGUAAAAACCUUUCAUUCU